Molecule: messenger RNA, 2235 nt
Organism: Astyanax mexicanus (Mexican tetra)
Lineage: Eukaryota; Metazoa; Chordata; Actinopteri; Characiformes; Acestrorhamphidae
Product: monocarboxylate transporter 1
Exons: 5
Coding region: 203-1591 (462 amino acids)
Biological process (GO): transmembrane transport; monocarboxylic acid transport
Cellular component (GO): membrane
Molecular function (GO): monocarboxylic acid transmembrane transporter activity
Source: RefSeq, a predicted model, not a curated record
AGCAGCAGCAAGCCGCUGGACUUUACUGUGAUUAGUGUUGUGGGGGGUUGGGCAGCGCUGGCAUUUCAUCGAAAGCUUGAAAGUUUACUGAGUGACAACACAAGGCAGUGGCUUUUAAUGAAACAGCUCAGAUGAAUAAGGCGAGACUGAUUGACAAGGAACAGAAACAGAAAACCAGCUGUCCGUUUGUGUGGAUAUCACAAUGGCACCUGCUGUUGGAGGACCUAUUGGAUACACUCCUCCCGAAGGAGGCUGGGGUUGGGCGGUGGUGGCUGGUGCCUUCAUCGCUAUUGGUUUCUCCUAUGCCUUCCCCAAGUGCAUCACUGUGUUCUACAGAGAUAUUGAACUAGUCUUCAAUGCCAGCACAAGCCAAGUGUCCUGGAUCUCCUCUAUCAAUGCAGCCUUCGUUUAUGCUGGAGGUCCAAUCAGCAGUAUCCUGGUGAAAAAGUAUGGCAGUCGUCCUGUGAUGAUACUAGGGGGCUGCCUCUCAGGAGCUGGACUUAUCGGUGCCUCUUUCUGCAACUCAGUGGAGGCGUUAUAUUUCUAUGUGGGUGUAGUAGGAGGUCUCGGACUUUCAUUCAAUCUCAACCCAGCUCUUAUAAUGAUUAGCAAAUACUUCUACAAGAGAAGGCCUUUUGCUAACGGAAUUGCCAUGGCUGGUACUCCAGUAUUUCUGGCCAGUCUGGCCCCGAUAAACAGCUGGUUUUAUGACCAGUUUGGCUUGAGAGGCAGCUUUCUAAUCCUGGGUGGGAUUCUGCUCAACUGCUGUGUUGCAGGAUCUCUCAUGAGGCCCAUUGGGCCCAAGCCCCAGCCUGCUGUGGAAGAGCCUGAAGCUUCAGCUGAGAAGAAGACUGUGGUGGAAGUUAUCAAUAGUUUCAUUGAUCUGUCUCUGUUCAAACACCGUGGAUUCCUCCUCUACCUCCUGGGAAAUGUUACCUUGUUCUGUGGCGUCUUCACCCCCCUCGUAUUCCUCAGUAAUUAUGCCAAGACCAGGGAUAUCCCAAACGAUAAGGCUGCAUCUCUGCUUUCAGUGCUGGCCUUGGUGGACAUGGUGGCACGGCCCUCAAUGGGAACUGUGGCCAACACCAAAUGGGUGCGUCCCCGGGUGCAGUAUUUCUUUGCAGCUUCUGUCCUGUUUAAUGGUGUGUGCCACCUGCUUGCACCUCUUGCAAUGGACUUUUCAGGUUUUGUAAUCUAUUCAGCUUUCUAUGGGUUUGGGUUCGGGUGGAUGAGUUCUGUGCUUUUUGAGACGCUGAUGGAUCUGGUGGGAACAGAACGCUUCUCCAGUGCUGUGGGGCUGGUGACCAUUUUGGAGUGUGUGCCAGUGUUACUUGGCCCACCCUUGUUGGGAGCAUUUAAUGACAUCUACCGCGACUACAAAUACACUUACAUAAGCUGUGGAAUAAUCCUAUUGGUUGCAAGCUUGUUCCUCUUUGUUGGCAUGGGCAUCAACUACAGGCUGCUGGAUAAAGAAGCAGAGGAGAAAGCUAAAAAAGCCCAGCUGAAAGGAGCGGAAGACGAAUCCACCACAGAGAGUGCAGCCAAAACGACUGGCAAUGAGGAGACAGUGACACAGAAAGCUGAGAGCUGAGAGCUGAUUCCAAAACUGCUGGAGUACACUAAGUAAUCUAGUCUAUGAAUGACUGGCCUGGCAUGCAAGAAGAGAAUUCACUGAAACAGAAAACAGACACUAGUCUUUUUAUCAUUAUUGCACUCUCACUGCUAUGAGCAGAGGAUGCUCUUAUACAGACACAACAUAUUUUUGUUUUUUGUUUUUUGUAAUGGGAUUUGUGCAUCAGGAUUGAUAAAUAUGAGGUAGAAAUAAACUAGAUUAAAAACACCAGCAUCUUCACUGAGACAAAGCUUAUUUAAAAUGGACUGAGACUGAAAAUGAAUCAAAUUUGGAUACGUUUUUUUAGAUGAUUAAAUGAGCUUUGCCUCAAAGAAGAUUGUGGGGUUUCUAGAUUGUAUUGGCAAAUGGCAUCUUUUUGCAUGAUACAGCUUCAACUUUUUGCAUUUGUAUUUGAAAACAAAGAUUUUUGAAGUGUUCUUGAGCCCAUCCAGUAAUUACAAUUAUAGAAUCAUGCCUGUUUUUUAUACUUCUGCCUGAGGGCCCGAAGAUCACCAGUAUCCAAAACUGACCGUCAACCUAGCCCCUUGUAUCUGAAGAAUUUCUCUAGAUUCUCUGAAUAUGUUUUCUGUGUUGUAUUUUGAAUAAAAUAUGGGUCUACAAGA